CUUCUUUUUUUCUUCAGUCUUGGUGUUUUCAGAAACAGCUCAACUCUGAAAACCCCAUCAUCAAACAGACCAGCUACUGCUUCUUCUGAAAAGGUCAUUGUUUGAAACUACAGUGAACCAGCAUAAUGACAAACAAAGCUUCAACAUGGGAGGCUUGUGUACUAAUGAUCAUUCUUCUCUGCUUUAUACAACAACCAGUAGUCACAACUGGCUAUUUGGUCAAUGACAUGGAGUUACUGAAGGUCCUACGAAAUUCUCUUGUCCUGAAAAGGGAUGUUAUUCCCAGUUGGUUUGAUACAAAGACUACUCCAUGCAAUUGGACCGGCAUAAAGUGUGAAGGUGAGCGUGUCAUCCAGAUUGACUUUCCAUGUACAGGAUCACCGCUAAAUGUACCAUUUCCUGGAAAUAUUGGAAAAUUUAGGUCCCUCAAGCACCUGAACCUCAGCCAUUGUGCCCUCACUGGUACUAUACCUACAGAUGUUUGGAGUCUGGAGAAAAUGGAGACACUAGACUUGACUGACAACAGGUUAACUGGCGAGCUGCCUCCAACUAUAUCUAACCUGAGAAACCUGAGAUAUCUUGUACUCGACGAUAAUGGUUUCUCAGGCAGUUUACCAUUAACAAUUUGUGAGCUAAAGGAGCUCAGGGAACUAUCAGUUCAUGCAAACUCUUUUACUGGCAAUCUUCCUGGUGAGAUUGGAAACAUGGAGAAGUUGCAGUCUCUUGAUUUCAGUUCAAAUUUCUUCUCUGGUAAUCUACCUUCCAGCCUAAGUAAUUUGAUGGAGCUUCUAUUUGUUGAUGCCAGUCAAAACAACUUGACUGGAUUGAUAUUUCCAGAAAUUGGAAAACUAGGGAUGCUUAGAAUUCUCUCUCUCUCAUCCAACAUGUUGUCUGGACCUAUUCCUGCAACAAUUGGCCAUCUGAAGCAGCUGCAGGUACUUGAUCUCCAAAACUGCAAAUUCACUGGAAGUAUUCCUGAAGAGAUUUCUGAAUUGGGUAAUUUGAAUUACUUGAAUGUAGCACAGAAUGAAUUCGAUGGAGAGCUUCCCUCAAGCAUUGGAAAGCUAGAAAAUUUGCUUUACCUUAUUGCUUCAAAUGCCGGAUUGUCUGGAACAAUCCCUUCAGAGUUAGGGAACUGCAAAAGGCUCAAAUCAAUAAAUUUGUCCUUUAACUCAUUUUCAGGGGCAUUACCUGAUGAACUUUCUGGGUUGGAUUCACUUAAAUCACUUGUGCUUGAUUCAAACCGCUUAUCAGGCCCCCUGCCUAUGUGGAUUUCCAACUGGACGCAAGUAGAGUCAAUAAUGGUGUCAAAGAAUUUCCUAAGUGGACCUCUCCCACCACUUUAUCUCCCUUUGCUAUCUGUUCUUGAUGUCAGUGCUAACAGUCUAUCUGGUGAGUUGUCUUCAGAGAUAUGUGGUGCCAAAUCAUUGAGCGUGCUGGUGUUGUCGGAUAACAACUUCACUGGUGACAUCCAAAGUACUUUCACGAAUUGUUCAAGCCUCACAGACUUGGUGUUGUCUGGAAACAAUCUCUCAGGUAAACUGCCUUCUUAUCUAGGGGAGCUUCAGCUCAUUACUCUUGAGCUAUCGAAAAAUCUAUUCUCUGGGAUGGUACCAUAUCAACUAUGGGAGUCAAAAACAUUAAUGGGGAUCUCACUCGGCAACAAUAUGCUUGAAGGUCCAAUUCCAGCGACUAUUGCAAAACUUUCAACCCUCCAGAGAUUGCAACUUGAUAAUAAUCAGUUUGAAGGAAGCAUACCGCGUACCAUUGGUAACUUGAAGAACCUGACCAAUCUCUCUCUUCAUGGUAACAAGUUAACUGGAGGUAUUCCAUUGGAGCUUUUUGAAUGUACGAAGUUGGUAUCUCUUGAUCUUGGUGCAAACAGUCUUUCAGGUGAAAUUCCAAGAUCAAUAGCUAAGCUGAAAUUGCUAGACAAUUUGGUUCUGUCUAACAAUCAGUUUUCUGGCCCUAUACCUGAGGAAAUUUGUUCUGGGUUCCAGAAUAUGCCUUUACCAGACUCUGAGUUCACCCAGCAUUAUGGCAUGCUCGAUUUGUCCAACAAUGAACUAGCUGGGUCCAUCCCACACUCAAUUAAGGAUUGCAUAGUUGUGACAGAACUACUUCUACAGGGAAAUAAGCUCACGGGAAGUAUUCCUCCUGAAAUUUCUCAGCUCGGUAAUUUAACAAUGCUUGAUCUAUCUUUCAAUUCCUUGACAGGUCCAGUGUUUCCUCAGUUGUUUCCAAUGUCAAGCCUCCAAGGUCUCAUACUUUCUCAUAACCAGAUAAGUGGAUCUAUUCCUGAUAAUCUAGACUCUAUGAUGCCAAGCUUAGUCAAGCUAGACCUUUCAAGUAACUGGUUGAGUGGCUCAUUGCCGCCUUCUGCAUUUAGGCUCAAAAGUUUGACUUACCUGGACAUCAGCAUGAAUUCUUUCUCAGGCUCGCUGUCUUUUAACGUUGGAAUCUCCAGCUCUUUGUUGGUCUUAAAUGCUAGCAACAACCAACUCUCUGGUGCUCUUGAUGAUUCUCUCUCUAAUCUGACAUCCUUGUCCAAGCUAGAUCUCCAUAACAACUCAAUCACAGACAACUUGCCACCAUCACUUUCAGCUCUUGCUUCCCUGAUAUAUCUUGACUUAUCCAGCAACAGUUUUCAAAAGUCCUUUCCUUGUAGUAUUUGUGACAUAGAAGGCCUUGUUUUUUCCAAUUUCUCUGGCAACAAAUUCAUUGACCUAGCCCCUGAUGUGUGCACUAAGGCUAGGAAAUGCAUACCAAGUGAGCCUGUUUUACCUCCCAGGGAAAACUAUCCAUCUGCACCAGUUCUAAGCCAUGCAUCUGUCUUGGGCAUUGCCUUGGGUGCAUCGAUCCUUUCUCUUGUGGUGCUAAUUGUAGUUCUCAGAUGGAGAAUGUUGAGACAAGAAGCUGUACUUGUUGACAGAGGUAAAGGUAAGCAAGGAAAGAAAACUGACCCCACAUCUACUGAUGAGCUUUUGAUUAAGAAGCCAAAGGAGCAUCUGAGUAUCAACAUUGCAACCUUUGAGCAGUCUUUGUUACGGAUUAACCCUACAGCUAUUCUCUCAGCCACUGAGAACUUCAGCAAGAGUUACAUCAUUGGUGAUGGUGGUUUUGGUACUGUAUACAAAGCCAAACUGCCUGAAGGUCAGAUCAUUGCUGUCAAGAGGCUGAACGGAGGCCACAUGCAUGGUGAUCGCGAGUUCUUUGCUGAAAUGGAAACAAUUGGGAAAGUAAAGCAUGAAAAUCUGGUGCCAUUGCUUGGUUAUUGUGUCUUUGCAGAUGAGAGGUUCUUGAUAUAUGAAUACAUGGAGAAUGGAAGCCUUGAUUUCUGGUUGAGAAAUCAAGCAGAUGCAGUAGAAGCACUUGACUGGCCAACUCGUUUCAAGAUUUGUCUAGGGUCAGCUGUCGGACUUUCCUUUCUACACCAUGGUUUUGUUCCACACAUCAUCCACAGAGACAUCAAGUCAAGCAACAUACUCCUAGACAAGAACUUUGAACCGCGAGUCUCUGACUUUGGCCUGGCUCGAAUAAUUAGUGCUUGUGAGAGCCAUGUUAGCACAAUCCUUGCUGGUACAUUCGGGUACAUACCUCCCGAGUAUGGACAAACCAUGACGGCCACAACAAAGGGUGACAUCUACAGCUUUGGAGUGGUGAUGUUGGAACUGGUAACAGGAAGGGCACCAACAGGACAGGCUGAUGUUGAAGGAGGCAAUCUUGUUGGCUGGGUGAGAUGGAUGGUUUCAAAUGGCAAGGAGAUUGAAACGUUGGAUCCAUUUAUUUCUGGUUCAGGAUUAUUGAAGGAUCAAAUGCUGCGCGUUCUUGCCAUUGCAAAGUUAUGCACCAGCGAUGAGCCAUGGAAGCGACCAUCAAUGCUUGAAGUGGUGAAACUGUUGAAGGAGGCAAAGAACAAUGGUGCUUGUGGAGUGUGAUUGAACAUCAAACACAUAAACAUGACUAGUUUAUUACAAGUCACAACAAAAGGUAAUGAAAGGAAGGUGUAAUAGGAUUAUAGUACUUCUCUUAUGUUAUGCAGCUAUCUGUAUUAUGAGUUUAUACAGGUCAGACAGAUGUA
Solanum stenotomum is the source of this 4081-nucleotide messenger RNA. Its product is annotated as leucine-rich repeat receptor protein kinase MSP1-like. The transcript is spliced from 2 exons. Gene Ontology annotation, biological process: protein phosphorylation. NCBI's taxonomy places the organism in Eukaryota, Viridiplantae, Streptophyta, Magnoliopsida, Solanales, Solanaceae. Gene Ontology annotation, cellular component: plasma membrane. The record is from RefSeq and is a predicted model, not a curated record. Gene Ontology annotation, molecular function: protein kinase activity; protein binding; ATP binding. Bases 126 to 3938 code for a protein of 1270 amino acids.